AUGGCGCAGACAGAGAAGACGUUCGAGGCAGUGAGGGACAGGGUGAUUGCCGAACAGUUCCUUAGUUGCUGUCACCCUAAGCUGGCCAUUUUUCUAAAAGAACGUAACGUGAACGCAGCGCAAGAAAUGGCAGAGCUAGCUGACCAGUACCCGGAAGCCCAGGGAAAAUGCAGUCUGGGUGCUAUGAAAGAUGGGGGUUGUACAACAGUGAGACCAGACGGCGAGAACAGUAAGGGUACUGGACAAACGGGAGGAACCCGAAGACCAUCGCCUAGAUGCUUUCUGUGCACUAAGGUUGGGCAUAAGGCAACUGACUGCAGAAGCGGAUAUAGACAAAAUCAGGCAGGAGUACGAUGCUGGGAGUGCGGCAAAAUGGGACACAAAGCUGGGCAGUGCGCCAAUCACUCACAGAACAAAGCAGCGAGUGUCCUGGAUAAAAGACAGAAGGCAUUAAAGAGGGGCAACAAAGAACAGCAGGGAGCGAUAACAAAUACAAGAUUUGAACAGGUUACUGAUGCUGACUUAGUACACAAUAUCGACAUAAUGAUGCCGGUGGUCGAAGAGAGGUUACAUGAUAUUAAGAUAUCAGUGCUGAGGGAUAGUGGAACCAACACAGUACUAGUAAGAAAAAGGCUGGUACGAAGUGAGGAGUUCACAGGGACGUCCACUGGGGUUAUCCUGGUUGACGGCACCAUGAGGGAUUUGCCUGAAGCGAUAAUCAACAUAGAUACACCUUAUUACACGGGGGAAGUACGUGCCAAAUGCGUAGAAGAACCGCUGUAUGACCUCAUACUGGGUAACAUCCCAGGGGCUAGAAAAGUGGACUGCCCGGAUUCAGGGUGGGGCACAAGUACGAAGAAAAUGCGUCACCAGGGAGAUGAAGUGUUUGGCGAAACGCCGUCUAAUUCAUUGAACGGCGUUACAUCACACGCUGAGAACGACCGACUACUGCAAGAAAUCGGGGAAAAGGAGGCGUUGAAUGCAGAGCAGAUUCAUCACGAGGUGUCAUUUGCAGCAGGAGCAAAAAGAACGGACAAAAGUGAAGAGAAACAAUUGCCCCAGCCCAAGGCGCCGGUUAUAGAGCUGCUAGAAGUCACAGCUCUUCAAUUAACGGGGCAGCAAAAGUCGGAUGAGACUCUGCAGAGCUGUUUUAGAAGUCUGAAUAAACGAGUGCGGAAAUGGAGAUGUGACGUAACAGCGGAAUACGUCGUGAAGGAUGAUUUGUUGUUCCGCCGAGUCGAAUUCAGCGACGGGAACGUGAGACACCAACUCAUUGUACCAACGGUAUUUAGAAAGACUGUAAUGGAAUUGGCUCACGAUGGAAUAAUUUCGGGCCAUCAGGGGGUAAAGAGCACGGUCGCUAGGGUAGCGGAAGAAUUCUUUUGGCCUGGUAUGCAAGGCGACGUGAAACGUUACAUACGGUCUUGUGAUGUGUGCCAACGCACUAUACCAAAAGGCACCGUGAAAAAAGCCCCAAUGAUUAGUAUGCCCAUAAUUGAAGAACCCUUCCAUCGGGUAGCGAUAGAUAUCAUUGGACCAAUAACCCCGAAGCCCAGCAAGGGAAACCGAUAUAUCUUGACAAUGGCUGAUGUAGCCACGAUGUACCCGGACGCUGUGGCAUUGAAAACCAUUGAUACCCCGCAGGUGGUAGAAGCCCUAGUCGAGAUGUUCUCCCGGUACGGAGUACCUAAGGAGAUUCUGAGUGAUCGAGUUGUUAACUACGCCUAUCACCCAAUGUGUAAUGGGCUCGUAGAGAGAUUUAUUGGUACCAUCAAGCAAAUGAUGAAGCGAAUGAGCCAAGAACGACCCACGGACUGGGAUAGGUAUAUCCCGGCACUCCUCUUUGCCUAUAGAGGAGUACCACAAGCGUCGCUAGGAUUCGCACCAUUUGAGAUGUUGUACGGGCGAAAUGUGAGAGGUCCUUUGACCAUCCUUAAGGAGCUGUGGUCCAAUAAAAGCUUAAACCAGGAGUUAAAAACAUCAUACGGAUACGUGAUCGAACUCAAGGACAAACUGAAGAAAAUAUGUGAAGUGGCGCAUGAGAUCAUGGCAGAGGCGCAAACAAAACAGAAAAGGUUCUACGACCGGAAGAGCCAGGCUCGAAGGUUCGAGCCAGGCGACAGAGUGCUCAUACUGCUACCCAGUGACCACAACAAACUAACCAUGCAGUGGAAGGGACCGUACGAAGUUGCGAGGCGAAAAGGCGAUUUAAACUACGAACUGCUGGUUGGCGACAAAAGAAAAACGUUUCACAUAAACAUGUUACAAAAAUAUGUAGGUCGCGAAACUAAGAAUGAAAGUUGUGGGGUGAUGGUGGUCCAGGAUGAGGUUGAAGACUUAGGGGAGAUCACGACGCCCAGUCUAAAAAGGCAACAGGGUGCGCAGGAUGUGGUCAUCAAUCCUAAAUUAAGCCAAAAGCAAAAGGAAGAUCUUGCUGACGCGAUCGGGGAGUUUGAAGAUAUAUUCUUUGACGUACCGGGCAGAACAAAUGCAUUGCAAUGCAAACUUCGAUUGAUGACAGAAGAGCCGGUGUUUGUAAGGUAG
Molecule: messenger RNA, 2544 nt
Organism: Ixodes scapularis (black-legged tick)
Lineage: Eukaryota; Metazoa; Arthropoda; Arachnida; Ixodida; Ixodidae
Exons: 2
Coding region: 1-2544 (847 amino acids)
Biological process (GO): DNA integration
Molecular function (GO): nucleic acid binding; zinc ion binding
Source: RefSeq, a predicted model, not a curated record